AUGUUUGCAAAGUGCUUUCAAUUUAUCUUCAUCCUUGGGCUGGUGGCCUCCACCCUUGGCAAUGCUGUAAUAAACAGGGAUGGACUCUUUACCAAAAUUGGCAAUGGUUACUAUUUUAUCGCCCAGGAAAAUUACGUUAAUUGGUUUAAAGCCUAUGAAAAUUGUCGACGAAUGGGUUCUGAGCUCAUCACAAUCGAUACAAUUGAAGAAUGGCACGCGAUUAAUAAGUAUCUGAACGAUAUGAAUAUUAUGAAGCAAUAUUGGACUUCGGGCAAUGAUAUUGCCGAGACUGGAAAACAUGUGUGGUUCUCGAAUGGAGAACCCAUUAACCUGGAUAUUUGGUUUCCCGGACAGCCAGAUAAUUAUAAUAAUGGUGAGCACUGUGAUCAGUUGGGUUUUGGUAACGAGGAAACUGUCCCAGCAUUGAAUGACAUUGCUUGCAAUAUGCCAUUUGCCUAUAUUUGUGAAGCAUCCCCACUUCAUGCACCACAAGUUAUAUAAACUCUGUCAGGAAAAACCCUCUUAAGGGGGGGAAUAUAUCAUCCUGAAAGAGCAAUUUGUAUUAAAAAUCUAUAAAAAAA
Molecule: messenger RNA, 581 nt
Organism: Drosophila willistoni
Lineage: Eukaryota; Metazoa; Arthropoda; Insecta; Diptera; Drosophilidae
Product: C-type lectin 37Da
Exons: 2
Coding region: 1-501 (166 amino acids)
Biological process (GO): biological process involved in interspecies interaction between organisms
Cellular component (GO): external side of plasma membrane
Molecular function (GO): carbohydrate binding
Source: RefSeq, a predicted model, not a curated record